AUGGCCCCUGGAGCUAUUCCACUUGGAGUGGGGUUGGGGCUGGGGCUGGGGCUGUGGCUGGUGCUGGAGCAGACUGAGGCCCAGCAGCAGCAGCCUCAGAUACAGCAGCAGCAUCAAACACAGCAGCAGCCUCAGGCGCAGCAGAAGCAGCAACAGCAGGGGCAGGCCGAGGGGGUGGGGCCCAAAGUCCCUCCAACAUUCUGGUACAAGUUCCCAAAUCGGGAGCCAGGAGGAGAGUUCUCCUGCGAAGGCAAUGGUCCUCAACAUGAUCACUACAGUACUUACACUAAAAGCAACGUGGUAGAUGGUGUGUGCUGCCUCCCAGUUGCAAAGGGGAUUGAGGCCACUGGGCAGAGGGAUGAUUUCCGUUUCAACAUUGCAGACCAUCAAGCUAUACGUUAUUCACAAAUCCUCCCACACCUCUGGUUAGGAAGCUGCCCUCACCAGUUGGAGCAUGUAACUAUCAAAAUGAAGCAUGAAUUAAGGGUGACAGCAGUAAUGAAUUUUCAGACCAAAUGGGAUAUUAUGCAGAAUUCAUCAGGCUGCAAUCGCUACCCAGAGCCCAUGAGCCCAGACACCAUGAUCAGGCUCUAUGAAGAAGAAGGAAUUCAGUACCUAUGGUUGCCUACACCAGAGCUGAGUACUGAAGGUACAGUGCAGAUGUUGCCCAAGGUUGUCUGUCUCCUCCAUGGCCUACUUCAGAAAGGUCACAUCAUCUAUAUACACUUCACCGCUGGUGUUAUAAGAUCCCUGGCUGCUGUGUGUGGCUGGCUCAAAUAUGUGAUGGGCUGGAAUCUGAGGAAGGUGCAGUACUUCCUCAUGGUCAAAAGGCCUGCUGCAUAUAUCGAUGAAGAGGCACUGUCACGAGCAGAAGAUUUCUAUCAGAGAUUAGGGAAGGUUCAUCUGGCUUUAAGUAAUCCUAAUGUGUAA
Molecule: messenger RNA, 930 nt
Organism: Dromiciops gliroides (monito del monte)
Lineage: Eukaryota; Metazoa; Chordata; Mammalia; Microbiotheria; Microbiotheriidae
Product: laforin-like
Exons: 1
Coding region: 1-930 (309 amino acids)
Biological process (GO): protein dephosphorylation
Cellular component (GO): nucleus; cytoplasm
Molecular function (GO): protein tyrosine/serine/threonine phosphatase activity; carbohydrate phosphatase activity; protein tyrosine phosphatase activity
Source: RefSeq, a predicted model, not a curated record